This is a messenger RNA of Psylliodes chrysocephalus, 2189 nucleotides long. NCBI's taxonomy places the organism in Eukaryota, Metazoa, Arthropoda, Insecta, Coleoptera, Chrysomelidae. The record is from the annotation of a GenBank genome assembly.
CAUAUUCAUUGGAGUAGUUUUGACACUGGGUUAAUUUCCAAAUUUAAUUAAUAUGUUUUCGGGAGCGGUUUGGAUCAAAUAUCUUCUGUAAUAAGAUUAUUUUAAUACAUCUGACACAUCAUGUUCUGUUUGGUGUUUUUGGCCAUUUCAUUUCGCCGGCUAUGUCAACUAUCUAAUUAAAAGUCUAAUGCGAUGACAAUUAAUUCGCGAUAAUAUAAAUUCCUUUUCAAAUAACACAAUAUAAUCAAUAAUUUCAAAUUUGUUUGUCAAUUCUAUAGAUAACAUUGAAAUUCAAAAAGUAAUCCAGCAAUGAUGUAUGAAAAUCCGUGUAGGCAGACCUCCAGUCUGAAAACGCGUCAGAAAAUCCAUAUAACUGAAAAGUAACAGCGCAAGCGUUAGUCUAGCUUCAGGAAAAGCGCCGAAAAGUUUGGAAACACCAUUCAAGUCCGACCAGCUGACGAGUAUGGUAUUUUGCGUUCUCUUCUUGUUGACUUUACUGUCAACGGGAAGUCUGCAGUUUCAGUUUAAGCAUCACAAUAACGAAGAAUUACUGGAAGUAUUGCAAGAUGUGAAUUCUAAAUGUCCUAAUAUUAGCAGGAUUUAUACUUUAAGUGAAAAUUCUGUCUUGGGAAUACCUCUAUAUGUUAUCGAGUUUUCUACUAAGCCAGGACAUCAUGAAGUUUUGAAACCGGAAUUCAAGUACAUUGCAAACAUGCACGGCAACGAAGUAUUGGGAAGGGAAUUAAUUUUGAAACUGGCGGAUUAUCUGUGCGAACAGUACACGAAAGGAGAUCCGAAAAUUAGAUACCUCAUUCAACUGACGAGGAUCCAUCUCAUGCCAAGCAUGAAUCCUGACGGAUGGCAGUUGGCCACUGAUACGGGUGGUACGGAUUUCCUAAUUGGCCGUACGAAUAAUAAUUCCAUUGAUCUAAACCGCAACUUUCCUAAUUUGGAUAGAAUCGUGUUCACCAAUGAAGAUGAACACAUUGACCACAACAAUCACUUGUUGGAACAACUCACGCAACUUAGUGAACCGCUUCAACCGGAAACAAAAGCCGUUAUCCGGCUUAUCAUGCAAGUUCCAUUCGUCCUUUCAGCCAACUUACAUGGAGGAGAUCUAGUUGCCAAUUAUCCUUACGACGACAGUAAGUCUGGUAGACAAAGGGGAGAAUAUACGGCUACACCAGACGAUGAAACUUUCAGACAUUUAGCUUUGUCUUACUCAACUCGUCACGCUGAUAUGGCAAAACCUAAUAGACACGGCUGUGGUGACAUCGAAAGCAGCGCAUUCCCAAAACAAGGAGGAAUUACAAACGGAGCAAAAUGGUAUAGCUUACAAGGAGGCAUGCAAGACUUUAAUUAUCUAUCCAGCAACGAUUUCGAAAUAACUAUGGAAUUGGGAUGCGAUAAAUAUCCUCCCUCAAGCGAAUUGGAAAACGAAUGGAAGAGAAAUAAGGACGCUCUUCUAAAUUACAUGUGGCAGACCCACAUUGGAAUUAAGGGUGUGGUGUACGAUAGUCAAACUAAAAGGGGUAUUCCUAACGCCGUCAUCCAUGUUAAGAAUGUCACCAAUGAGGAGUCUUAUGACAUCAACCAUGAUAUCACUUCAGUUCAUGAUGGUGAUUACUACAGGCUUCUAACUCCAGGAAAAUACAAAGUUACAGCAUACAGAGAUGGCUACUUACCCCAUACGAAAUUAGUAACAGUCACUAAUAAACCCCACACUCCAGCUCAAAGAAUUGAUUUCCCAAUAAAACCAAUAACGCCGUGCCACCAUAAAUUUUUAGGUAUAAUAUACAUGACUUAGAUUUCAGAUACCUCCAUACAUCAGGAUACAAACUGACAAUUACAUUAAUAAUAAGUUAGAAGAUGAAUUCGACAACAAUCAGCAGUGGUCAAACUGGGCUGAAGAGAAUGAACCUGUCCCAGAGCCUAUAGCUGUGCAAUAAAAAAUUCAAUAAGUGAUUUAAUUUUUUCUUGUGUCAAACAUUUUCUUCCUCACAUAAUUAUUAAUCAACAAUGCACAUGAAUACUGCGCUCAUAUAGCGAACUGUUUUUUGUUAAUUUUAAGUUUUUAUAGAGUAUAUCUUUAGGUAAGAAUUUAAAAAUUAUACAACAUUAGUUACAAUUUGAUAGUAACCUGUAAUUAUACAAUCAGUUAUUUAAAAAAUAUACUGUUUUAUUUUGAA